AUGAACUUUUCAGAACUGGAAUGCAGCCUAAUAAGAAUAGUCAACGCUUCCUUCAUGCUCCAGAGAGAGACAAACUUCAACCAUACGCUGAAUAUGGAUAAACCCACCCAGUACAUGCUGCAGGAAUGGAUCAUGUACCCAUCAUGUUCUGGGAUGAAAAUGUUCCUAAUACCAACAGUUAUCUGCUUCCUUGCUGCUUUGAUUUCUACGCCUCUUGUGUUAUUGGCUAUUUGCUCCAAUUUCAGCAUACGUCAGGAGACAAGGUUUUUGCUCAUGGGAAACACCCUGGUUUGUGAUAUACUUUACCUCCUUUUCUACACAACUAUUACUAUUUGUAACACACUGAAUCUAAAGACCCCCAAGCACAUCUGUGUGCUGUUUCUCUUUCUGUUGGCUGUCACAUACUGUGGAGGGGUGCUCACCGCAGCUGCAAUGGUUGUAGACACCUAUAUGGCUGUCCUCUGGCCUUUACAUUAUGUAUCCCUGCUGCCUGCCACGAGAACUAAGAAACUCAUAAUGCUCCUAUGGUUGUGUUCUUUCCUAUCCUCUGGGAUAGCAUUUUUGACCCUGUACUUUACUCAGAAGCAACUUCCAUGUCCUCUUGAGAUGUGCUCUCUGCCUGUUAUCCUUCUGGUCGCGUUGCAUGGCGACGAUGCUCUCAAGUUGUGCUACAUCCUUUUCAUCGGCAUCUUCCUGCUGUGCUUGUCGCUGAUACUCGGCUGUUAUAUAUUCCUGUGUUAUAAGACAAGAGAAACUGGGAUAUGGAAAAGUGUAUCCUCCAGGGCAAGUGUCACAUUCUUAAUGCACUUUACCCUGCUUUUCUUUUACUUCAACCCACUGAUACUUCUCCUGACGGAUGCGCUUUUAUAUAUGAGCCAGGUCAUAGGUCUUCGAACGGGAUUGUGGGUAACUCUGACAAUCUGCAACGUCUUAAUAGUUCUGCCAAAAGCUGUGUCCCCUUGUCUUUAUGGGCUGCGAUACAGACAAAUAUAUAACUCACUCAAACUCUUUUUAAACCUUAAAAAGCACAGAGGUGUUGCGCCUGUGAGGUAA
This is a messenger RNA of Xenopus laevis (African clawed frog), 1053 nucleotides long. Its product is annotated as probable G-protein coupled receptor 148. The record is from RefSeq and is a predicted model, not a curated record. Bases 1 to 1053 code for a protein of 350 amino acids. NCBI's taxonomy places the organism in Eukaryota, Metazoa, Chordata, Amphibia, Anura, Pipidae. The transcript has a single exon.